Sabethes cyaneus is the source of this 1648-nucleotide messenger RNA. It is a transcript of the gene HDAC11, whose product is annotated as histone deacetylase 11. NCBI's taxonomy places the organism in Eukaryota, Metazoa, Arthropoda, Insecta, Diptera, Culicidae. The record is from RefSeq and is a predicted model, not a curated record. Gene Ontology annotation, molecular function: histone deacetylase activity. The transcript has 3 exons. The coding region runs from base 274 to 1419 and encodes 381 amino acids.
ACAAAAAUUGCAGAAACAUUUGGAUCAAUCGCUUCGGGAAUUUCAACCAAAUUUUCUUGUCUACAACGCUGGAACAGAUAUUUUAAAAGGAGAUCCAUUAGGUACCGGACAGUUAAGAUGCGUAGUAAAAUAUUGUGCUGAGAAAUCCAAUCACCCUGGACAACCAUUGCAUUUCGGUUCCCAUGGUGAAGUAGCCAUCGGUGAAUAAAGUUCGUGUUAUUUUCAAUAUCUUGAUAAACGGUUUUUGCUAGAGCAUACUAAAAAAAUUACGCAAUGUUAAAUUCUACAUUUAUCAAUCAUCAGGAUCGAAAAGAAACAGCAGCUAUUGAGCGACGCCGUCAGUACGAGGAAGCAAGAAGGCUACGUAUUUUUAAUGCCCGCCAGAGGGUUUUUGGAAUCGAUAGAUUUGCUCUAGAAAAUCAGCUCAAAGAGAAACAUCAAAAACAGCAAGACGCUAUUGAACAACAACGAAAAGUCGAAGAUGAGCAGCAACGCCAAAAUCAAGUUAUUCAGCUUAAAAAUAGGGAACAACUUUUACUACGACAACAACUGGAUACAGAAAUAAACCAAUUCCGAGCAUUGCACCAAAGACCGGAACAAUCCCGUGAUUUUGAUCUGUUCGAUCCAAAUUUUCUGAAAAAAUCCCUUCCAGCACGGAUCAACGACGACGACCCUAGAUUGACCGUUUCUGGUGCACAAAAGUUCGAAGGAGAGGAUCUUUUCCAGAGAGAUCGAACACGUUUUCAAAAACAACAACAGCGAUCCUGGUUAGAGCAACAAAUCCGUGACAAACGACAAGCAGAAAUGGAUCGCAUCGCAUCAGAACGCUUUCUCGACGAAGCUUUGCAAGCUAGAGAGAAAAAAGUUUGCCAACUAGCAGCCGAAGAACGCACGACACGACACAAAAUUCAGCAAGCUGUUAACCAAUACAAUCAACAUUUGCUAGAACAACAGGAUUUUGAACGGAGUCAACAGAAACACGAAGAGCAGGAAGAUAAUUUGGCAGAAAUCUACAACCAUCUAACUAGUGAUAUUCUUACAGAAAAUCCAGAAGUAGCAAAGAGUAGUUUAGGUCCUAAUCGGAUUAUUCCUUACGCAUAUAAGGGUAUGAGUCUGUUGGAAUUGCAGCAAAUAAGAGAAACUCAAGAAAAACAACGAGAAGAUCUGAAUCGUCGUCAGAAAGAAGAAGCGAACAAUAAGGAAUCCUGGGACCAAUUAACCAUUGAUUUUGACCAGAGAGUGGUGUUAAAGGAUCGCGAAAUAAAUCGGCGUCGCCGGCUAUUGGCCGGUGAGAUUGGACACGAAAAUUUAAAACUUUGCAAUGAACAACAACAAACACUGAAGUAUCUAAAUCAGACUGUGUAUCAGAAUCGUCCCACAAUGGAAUAUUUCAACCAAUUCAAUACUACAAGUCGUUAAAGACAGCAUUCAUAUUUUUAUCUCGCAUAAUGAGUUAGAAAUAGUCACGUUUUAUUAUUUUUGAUUCUGUAGUUUACAAAACUAAUUCAGAAUAAAUCAAAGCUUCCUGAAUUGCAGUGCAUACGGGUUAAAUAGAAAACAGCUCACCGGAAUCGCAUUUUAGUUGCUCAAUGGUAGACAUUUAACAUUGUGUGGGCGGUGCAAUGCUGAAACGAUAUUAUUAUAUAGA